Messenger RNA from Puntigrus tetrazona (Sumatra barb), 2460 nucleotides. Its product is annotated as trichohyalin-like. The transcript is spliced from 3 exons. Lineage: Eukaryota; Metazoa; Chordata; Actinopteri; Cypriniformes; Cyprinidae. Bases 243 to 1967 code for a protein of 574 amino acids. The record is from RefSeq and is a predicted model, not a curated record.
GGAUGCAAGUCUGAUGUAAGUUUCCAUCUGGGAGGAGGAGCACUUCUUUUCUAUAAACUGUCUGCCAGCUUCAUCUGAGACUUCCGGUGAGAGGGACACUCUUUGCCGGGGUGUUUGUUGUGUUGUGUUUUUGGUCAGCAAACCGGAUUUGCUUCCUCUGCUCGGCUUGACGGACUUCAUUUACCGCUCGACAUAUUUUCUGUUGUCAUUGGGAACCUCCGGUUCUCUGCGCUGGUACUAAAAUGACUGACAACCAUUCACAUAAAGAGGAGAAAGCAGAUCGCUCUGCUAUCAAUAAACUGUCUGGGAUGAAGAACGAGGUGGAAAAGAGUAAUCCAGGAAAUUCGAGCCUUGAUCAGCUUGAAAUUGAAAUUGGUAAACUCAGCAUUAAGGACUCAUCUGACAGAAAAGAUAUCAGAGUCAAAUUUUUGAUAAAUGUUCCAGUGGGGGUAACAUCCGAAAUGAGUACAAAAGCUGAAUCACAUUGUCAGAAGUUUCUUGAUCUUCUGAAAAGUCAAGCUUUUAGGGAAGAAGAUGGGUUCCGGUAUGAAGAUAUUGCUGUCGUUUUUGGCCUUAAUGGAAAAUAUGAAGAUGAAGAAAUUGUAAAAACUGAAUUGAGAAAAACUGUUGAAAGUGAAAUCGCUUUUAAAAAAUGGGGCUUUAAAUGGCCAGAAAGGAAGGAAAUCCCAUAUCGAUUAAUAAGAGAAAAAAAUAAACAAUCCGAGCACACCAAGGAAUUAGUAAGAAUCUUCAGGGAGAACUACCCUGGGGUUCCGAUCUACUUCUGCUUUUUUGACGCAGACCCAGUUGAUUUUAAUGAGGUGUUGAGUUCUUACAUAGAUGUAAUCAUAGAGCACAACUACCCAACAUUAAUGUCCACUGGUUUUCUGUUCCCUGAAGAGAGCGAGUUCAGAACAAACAGUGAAAAAGACCGUCAGGUGCGCAUAAUAACAGCCGAGCACUUUCCUCUGGGCACUUACUACCCAGAGCCUAACUUCUGUGUGCUUCUACCUGAAGGAUGUGAUACCCUUCCUGAGCGUUUUACUAAUACAAAAUCUAAACACAUGAACAUGGAAUCUCCCGUUUUGAUAAGACAAGUUAAACGACGUCAGGGUUUCUCUGCUGUGUUUGCAAACAAAAAUGCGAUUAUUACGCCUGAUUCACGACAAAAACAUAGUCACACCAAGCGAUGGACGUGGGCGAUUAGUGCUUAUGCACACGAAGAGCUUAACGUUACUAAGGCAUAUAAACAGAAACAGUUUGGAGAAGAAUAUGAAAAUAACAAGCGGAAAUCAAAUGGUGUGCAAAAGUCUUUGUUAAUGGAUUUGUUAAAAUCGGAUGAAGAGGCUCGAAGGAUAGAGGAGAAAAAGCCUUUCGAGGGAAAUGGUGCAGGUCUAGUUUUUACUGCAGCUAAAGCUGUUCGAGGGUAUGCUAAGACGGAGCAAGAAGAGCCAGGAGAGCAUGAAGAUCCAGAAAAGCUAGGAGAGCAGGAAGAUCCAGAAGAGCUAGAACAACCAGAAGAGCAAAAAUAUCCAGAAGAGCUAGAACAAUCAGAAGAUCCAGAAGAGCUAGAACAGCCAGAAGAGCAAAAAGAUCCAGAACAGCCAGAAGAGCAAAAAGAUCCAGGACAGCUAGAAGAGCAAAAAGAUCCAGAAGAGCUAGAACAGCCAGAAGAGCAAAAAUAUCCAGAAGAGCUAGAACAAUCAGAAGAUCCAGAAGAGCUAGAACAGCCAGAAGAGCAAAAAUAUCCAGAAGAGCUAGAAGAGCAAAAAGAUCCAGACGAGCUAGAACAGCCAAAAGAGCAAAAAGAUCCAGAAGAGCUAGAACAGCUAGAAGAGCAAAAAGAUCCAGAAGAGCUAGAAGAGCAAAAAGAUCCAGAAGAGCUAGAACAGCCAGAAGAGCGAAGUGAGCAAGAAAUGCUAAAAGAACUAAAACAACUAGAAGAGCUAAUAGAGAUAGAGGUGUGAUUGAUAGAGGGUUGGAAGUUGAUGAUGUUAUACAGACUGAUGUAUAAAUGAAAAGAUUUUAUUUACUUCUUGUCUUUUUUUAAAACGUUUAACAUGAAAACUAUGGCAUAAGUGAUUUUUAAAUAUGUUAUUUAUAUUAAUCAGUAAUCAACUCACUUUUAGAAUCAAAUCAAUCUGUGGGUGGGUUUGGAUUGUAUCCUGUAAUUUCUUUCCUCUUGUACCUUUAUUGUUGUAAUUUUUUUCUUUCGUAAACAUGCUAAUUCUCUUUUUGAAUGUAAUUUUCUCAAUGUAGUCGGUUGGUUUUUCAGAUGGUUUUUAUCUUUUACAUUUGACUUUUUUUUUUAUUGAUUGGUCUUUCCUGUAUUUUUUUCUUUGUAACAGUAAAUUUGCUUCGAUACGUAAACAUGACUGAAUACAUUAUUUAUCUCCAUCAGGUGUUUAAUAAAAGAUUUCUUGUUUCCCAGAACUGUCUAUUUCAGUAAAGCCUGCAGUU